CGCCUCCUCCUCCUCCUUCAGCGCUGCGUCAGAGGGGCGGCUCCGGUCGAGAUUAGAGUCGAAGCGGCCUGUGUUUAUUCUGCACACUGAGACAGGACACUCUCAGCACCCGCAGUCACACCCAGACCAGAUCACUCAGCAGCAGACAGUAUGGUGUACCAUCCUGAGUUUGAGAAGGCAGGCAAGCAGCCUGGACUGCAGGUGUGGAGGGUUGAGAAUUUUGACCUGGUUGCUGUGCCAGAUAACCUGUAUGGAGGGUUCUACACAGGCGAUGCCUAUGUGGUCCUCAACACCAUCAAACAGCGCUCUGGUAACCUGCAGUACGACCUCCACUUCUGGCUGGGUGACUUCUGCACCCAGGAUGAAAGUGGAUCAGCUGCCAUAUUUACAGUGCAGCUGGAUGAUCACCUGGGUGGAAAACCCAUACAAUACCGUGAGGUCCAGGGACACGAAUCUAAAACGUUUCUGGGCUACUUUAAGAAAGGUCUGCAGUACAUGAAAGGAGGAGUGGCAUCAGGGUUUAAGCACGUUGUCACCAACGAGGUGGUGGUGCAGCGUGUGCUCCAGGUCAAAGGUCGUCGUGUCGUUAGGGCAACAGAGGUGCCGGUCAGCUGGGACAGCUUUAACCAAGGUGACUGCUUCAUCCUGGACCUCGGCAAUGAGAUCUACCAGUGGUGUGGAUCCAAGAGCAAUCGCUUUGAGAAGCUGAAGGCCACUCAGCUUGCCAAGGCGAUCCGUGAUAACGAGCGUAGCGGGAGAGCCCGUGUGUACGUGUGUGAUGAAGGUGUGGAACGAGAAAAGAUACUCGAGGUUCUAGGAGAAAAGCCAGACCUGCCAGAAGGAGCUGAUGAUGACCUCAAAGCAGACUCGUCCAACAGGAAGCUGGCUAAACUGUACAAGGUUUCAGAUGCUAGCGGCACCAUGGCUAUGGCCUUGGUGGCUGAUGAGAACCCUUUCACCCAGAGUGCUCUGGAGUCCACAGACUGCUUUGUUCUGGACCAUGGUUCAGAUGGCAAGAUCUUUGUCUGGAAAGGAAAGGACGCCAAUGUUGAGGAGCGCAAGGCAGCCAUGAAAGCAGCAGAUGGCUUCAUUAAGAAGAUGGGCUACCCGAAGAACACUCAGGUGCAGAUCCUCCCCGAGAUGGGCGAAACUCCACUGUUCAAGCAGUUCUUCAAGAACUGGCGUGAUGUGGACCAGACAGACGGCAUGGGCGUGGCGUAUGUUUCCAACCACAUCGCCAAGAUUGAGAAGGUGCCAUUUGAUGCUGCCACACUGCACGAUUCGCCUGCCAUGGCAGCGCAGCACGGCAUGAUUGAUGAUGGCAGAGGAGAGAAACAGAUCUGGCGUAUUGAAGGUUCUGACAAGGUUCCUGUUGACACGUCCACGUACGGCCAGUUCUAUGGCGGAGACAGUUACAUCAUCCUUUACAACUACAGACAUGGUGGCAGACAGGGACACAUCAUCUACAUUUGGCAAGGUCUGGACUCCUCACAGGAUGAAAUUGGAGCAUCUGCUAUCUUGGCCACACAGCUGGAUGAUGAGCUCGGAGGAGGACCUGUGCAGGUGUCUGGUGCUCCUAUCACUACUCAGGUGCGUGUGGUUCAGGGUAAGGAACCAGCACACCUCAUGAGUCUGUUUGGUGGAAAGCCCAUGGUGGUGUAUCAGGGAGGCACAUCCAGGGAGGGAGGUCAGACCAAACCUGCACAGAAUCGCCUGUUCCAAGUGCGCGCCAACUCAGCGGGAUGCACCCGAGCUGUGGAGGUUGAUGCCGUUUCCUCAAACCUGAACUCCAACGAUGUCUUUGUCCUGGUGACCCCAUCGGGCUGCUUCAUGUGGGUCGGCGUUGGUGCCAGUGACACUGAAAAACGGGGAGCACAGGAGCUCUGUGGCAUCCUCGGCGUCACUACCUCUGAGAUCGCAGAGGGUGGAGAGAGCGGUGACUUCUGGGCGGCUCUGGGAGGAAAGAUGGAGUACCGCACAUCCACCAGGCUGAAGGAUAAGAUGGACAGUCACCCACCCAGACUGUUCGCCUGCUCCAACAAAACCGGACGCUUCAUUAUUGAGGAGGUACCUGGGGAGAUGACUCAAGAGGAUCUGGCCACAGAUGAUGUCAUGAUCCUGGAUACCUGGGACCAGGUGUUUGUAUGGAUUGGUAAUGAGGCACAAGAGGAGGAAAAGACUGAGGCAAUGGCUUCAGCCACCCGCUACAUUGAGACGGACCCAGCCAACCGAGACCGCCGUACUCCUGUUGUGAAGAUCAAGCAGGGCUCCGAACCGCCCACGUUCACUGGCUGGUUCCUGGGCUGGGACCACGACUACUGGAGCAGCGACCCUCUGGACCGCGCCAUGGCUGAGCUCGAGAUUUGAACCCUCACCCCUGACCUUUAAACCCCACUGCCUUAGUAGGGUAGAAGUGGAAGUUGCCCUUUGCCACUGAUUAACAUAUUUCCAUUGGCGUAUCUGGGAGUUGCUGAGAGAUCAGUGUAAAAAGGCAGCUUGUACACCCCGAGCCUUGUCUGUAGUCAAAAGCUUUAAUUUCCAAUUGCACUUUUUUUUUUUAACUGCAUUUUAAACGUAGGCAUUAUGUUUCUAACUGUAUUUAAGCGAAAGGUUGUUGUUUUUAAGGUAGCUCGUGUAAUCUGAGGUGGUAUUCUUGAAUCGUUUUUAUUCAGUAGUGCCGUUUCAGUGCUUCUUUUGAUCAGUCUGUAAAGACCAAAACAAAUCAGAUCAUUUGAGAUGUUUGUGAAUCGCAGAUCCUGCUCCGAUCAUGGAGGAUAAAUCUCAAAUUAAGAAUCACCAAGGAAUUAAGAAUUAUCCUGAGUGUUUACUAAGGUUCAGAAUACUGUUACUCAUCAGAAAAAAACAACAACAGAUGCAGAGAUUCCCGAAAGUGGGUUUUAAUACAAUUUUGCAGCCUGGUUCUUCCUGUAUGUGUGCAUAUAGUUUGUUUUUAUGUGUGAGCAGAUUUUUAAGGGCGUUUAACAGCAAUACUAUCUUCCCUUGUGUGCACCUUCCUGUCACCUUACUCAGAGUUGAAUAUUUGAAAUAAAAUGCUGCCAUUUAUUUGAAUAUGUAGUGCCUGUAAAAAUAAUAAUAACCAAAACAGUCCUAUGGUCAUGAAUUUUUUCCCCCAUAUAGCUAUUCAUAGUGAUGCUCAGGAGUUUCACAGGGAUGCCAUCUGAUUUGGAGCAGUUACCCCCAUCUGCUGCCAGAGGGCACUGCAGAACAGUUUGACAUUAACCCAUCAAAGAACUCCAGGGAUUAUAGAGAUAAUAUUGUGGGACUGGUAAAGACCACACACAGUGUAUGACCAGGGCCUUGUUCUUCGUACAUCUCUUAAUAUAGCUAUGAUAAAAUGACAAAACCAUGAUCAUUCCAAACAGGAUUCAGUUCUUCAGUCACACCCAAAAAUUGAAUUACUUUAGGUGAAUUAAGUUGUUUGGUAACUGCAAAGCUCUUACUUUGCCAGGAAAGGGCAGAUACAUAUAAUCGAGACUAGAAAACAUGAUUAGAGUCCCUGAUUGGGUACAGAAGCCUAAAAAGGUCCAUCAAAAGUUGUUUUAAUAUAGUAAGACAUGUGCAGUUUAUUUCAGAGUAGCUAUGGGAUACUAAAUUGCUUGCACUUUAUCAGUUCUAAUGAAAUUGUGUCCAACUGUUGGUUUAAUUUUGGUUUCACAUCCCCAUGCUAACACUUUAAUUAAAAAAGUAUAUCCAUAAGUAGCAGAGGCUUAUGAACCAUCUACAGCUGUUCAGAUUGCUUUUAGCAAUUGCAUGACCUCAAUUUUAUAAUUGUGUGAUAUAUUUAGUAAUAAAGCAUAUGAUUUUCUGUAUUCAUGAAACACUUCUAAAUGUGCAAUCUAAUCAUGGUUACAUCGAAUAAGUCCUCCUCCAGGUUUGAGCUUAUGGACUGCUUCUUGUCUUGAUAACAAAGAGAGGACAAAUCCAGGAUCAUGUCAAAUCAACAAUCCUCUUACGAGGAACAGGCCCUGGUGGUCUCUGUGUCUCUGCUACAUGUCUGCCCCCUUAUUCAUGACCAGCUUGAUCAUUUGUUUAGAAUAGCAUGAGAAAGAAAUUUCCAGUAUGCAACACUGUGCCAUAGUGACAAAUUCCAGUCUUUGCUGCUUCUGAUUUAUAAACCCUGUUCCACAGAUCUCAAACAGAUGCCCUGCCUUACAUUUGUUACAAUAAAAAACAGCUCUGUGCAUCGUU
Molecule: messenger RNA, 4209 nt
Organism: Pangasianodon hypophthalmus (striped catfish)
Lineage: Eukaryota; Metazoa; Chordata; Actinopteri; Siluriformes; Pangasiidae
Gene: gsna
Product: gelsolin a
Exons: 17
Coding region: 151-2367 (738 amino acids)
Biological process (GO): actin filament severing; barbed-end actin filament capping; actin polymerization or depolymerization
Cellular component (GO): cytoplasm; actin cytoskeleton
Molecular function (GO): actin filament binding; phosphatidylinositol-4,5-bisphosphate binding
Source: RefSeq, a predicted model, not a curated record